AUGGACGACUGGGUCAAGUCCUCUGUGGGUGGUGAAAAGACUGACCAGUCAUUCAGCGGCAAGCCCCUCAACCCCAGCUGGGUGUACCAACCUCUGCCCCUGUCGCAGGUAUCUCCCGAUUGCAGUUCGCUACCUGGUCCUCCUGGUCAUUUACGAUCCCUUCAAUCAUGUUGUCUAUCUAGUAUCUCUUCAAACGUCCAUCUGUUCAGCCCAGAAUCAUUCAGUACCUUGCCUACAACGCUCAAACGGAAGAUCUUGCAUCGAGUAAUAUCUGAUAGAGGUUACGACUUCAGGCCUACGCCGAGGGAUACAGAUACAGAGACUGACGAGAGUAUAGUGGAAGACGAUGGACCAAGUCAUGAUGCGAGACCAGACGCCGCUACCUUGUGGUCUUACUCCGUCACUGUGGACCCAGAACUUCAUCUCCCUAAUGCGCAAAUUCACAACCUUUCAACAGACCAUAUCCUAUCAACUCGGAUCGACAACCUCCUAGCCGAUAUCUCGCGUGCAGGGCACACUCAAAGUCAUCAGCAUCCUCUGAUUGAAGUUCCAAAGAUGUUCCGAUUCCUCUCCCGGGGCCAUUUUUCGCUCCUCACCACGCUGCACAUCGAUGGCGUUCAAGCCAAAAUGGAUGACUCGACCCUUCAGCAUCUUCGUUGGUGUCCUCAUUUAACGUUACUUUGGACCAAGAACUGCGAUAUCUCAGAUUACGGCCUGAGGCUUCUCGCUAGCUCGCUCGAGCUGUCUAAAGAGACUGAUCGUGGUCCUAGACGACUUCGCGGGUGGUUCAUGCAGGGAUGUCGAAAGGUUUCCGACGCUGCGCUCAAGACAUUGGCAAGGUGGCCCGGGCUGGUCGUAUUGGACGUCCGAGAUACAUCCUGUACCUCUGCGUCUCGUCAAAUUGUCAACACACAAUACCGUCGAUUCUUCCCUCAACACGCUCGCGAUUUUCAACCUUGUACACCUGGACUCAAAGCCAUCUUCUCAUCACGCUCCGAUCCGGCUCAGAUCCUUGACGCUCUUUGCUCGACACUGGUCAAGCCGUCUGUCACGGAUCCCUCGAGCUGCUCCCGCUGGUGGCUCGGUCUCCACGUCGUCUCAUCCUCUCAACCUCUUAGACCCGAAUGGUUACCGGAUCCACGCGUGGAUGAACACGUCCCGACGGCGAGCUCUUCUCAAUCACGUACUUACAGAGGGGACGGUAUCGGUCAAAUAUAUGGUAAACAUGUCUACCACGUCGAAGACAAGGCUCAGACUUAUCGAGCCAAUCUUCAAACGGCCAUGCGGCUCCAAUACGAGGACGAGGGUCUCAGUAAGCGUGAGAAACCGUGGUGGGAAGUUUUAGCCGGUGCGAAGCGGAAAAGCAAAUGGGAGCAAUGGGACGAUAAGAAGAAGCCUCAGAAACUUUUGAAAGGCUUCAAAAUGCCCAAAGGUGGCAGAGCAUGGGACGAAGCGAGUCGUGUAGCCAUUGCCAGAGGUCAGAUACCAGGUGGUUUGGCCGCCAACUCGGAUGACAAGAGCCGAGCGUUCGUCACGGGCAACGGUAGCGCCACUUGGAAGCGAGAUCAUGAUCCUGAACUCAUUGAGGGAGACGAAGCAUUGAUGCUUGUCAGGAUGGUCGAUGACUCUUGGGAGAGUCUAGAAUGGACAAAGGCGAGGGUGAGCAGUGUCGCCGGACCCUCAACGCCCGCAUUGAGAACGAAGCGGAUGGAAGCGGACUCAUCGAUAGUGUACACUGGAUCGCAGGUCUCGUCUGGACCUCCUUCGGCUCAACCUCUUCGAACGGGUUUCUUUGCUCCGUCUCAGAGUCAAUCACCGCGGAUCUCUUGCUCGCAAAUGCCUACGCAGUAUUCAUCUGCCGGUGCCGUCAACCCUUUCCGCAAGGCACCAAAGGACCACCCCGGUAUUCGGCCGAUGACUGAAGCCCGCAAGUUCACCGACUACACCGUCCAACUCAUGUCCAGCUCUGACCUCUCAAGCGAUCCGAUCGGUCCACUCUCCUCAUCUCCACCCAAUAUCAAGUUGGAUCCUGACGACCUGUCAUUCGGCAACGCCCCUGUCAAACGUUGUUUUGGAGGCGCCAACAGCCUAGACGAACCUAAAAAACGUCGAGGAAUGAAGAUGUUUAGCGGACGAGUUGUUUGA
This is a messenger RNA of Kockovaella imperatae, 2145 nucleotides long. RefSeq lists its product as hypothetical. NCBI's taxonomy places the organism in Eukaryota, Fungi, Basidiomycota, Tremellomycetes, Tremellales, Cuniculitremaceae. Bases 1 to 2145 code for a protein of 714 amino acids. The transcript has 3 exons. The record is from RefSeq and is a predicted model, not a curated record.